Auxenochlorella protothecoides is the source of this 381-nucleotide messenger RNA. RefSeq lists its product as hypothetical. The record is from RefSeq and is a predicted model, not a curated record. Bases 1 to 381 code for a protein of 126 amino acids. Lineage: Eukaryota; Viridiplantae; Chlorophyta; Trebouxiophyceae; Chlorellales; Chlorellaceae. The transcript is spliced from 2 exons.
AUGGAUCCCAAGAACAUCCCCAAGGCCAGUCCUCAGAGCGUCGCUCGGCAGAACAGGAUCAUCGGCCUGGCAGCUGUUGCAGGGGCUACAGCCAUCUACUUUAUGAUCAAAAAGUCUGACGAGACGAACCCUGAUGUGGCCAAGGAAAAGGUGGAAUCAGCUGGCAGCAAGGUAAAGGAAGCAGCUGGAGAUGCAAAGGAUGCAGCUCAGGAGGCAGCAAAUGAUGCCAAAGCCAAGGCCUCCAAUGCUGUGGACGAUGCCAAGGCCAAGGCCUCCAAUGCCGUGGAUGAUGCCAAGAAGAACAUCAGCAAGAAGGUGGACGAAGCGAAACAGAAGGCCGGAGACAAGGUUGAGGAUGCGGGGAAGAGCAUCAAGAAGUAG